Messenger RNA from Trypanosoma conorhini, 786 nucleotides. Its product is annotated as Nu1 protein. Gene Ontology annotation, molecular function: iron ion binding; iron-sulfur cluster binding. The record is from RefSeq and is a predicted model, not a curated record. Lineage: Eukaryota; Euglenozoa; Kinetoplastea; Trypanosomatida; Trypanosomatidae. Gene Ontology annotation, biological process: iron-sulfur cluster assembly. The transcript has a single exon. Gene Ontology annotation, cellular component: mitochondrion. The coding region runs from base 1 to 786 and encodes 261 amino acids.
AUGCUUCGGCGCUCCAUGCGGCGGCGCAUGAUGCACCUGCACCCAUCCCCUACACCGAACCCGCUCUGCCUCACCUUCCACAUUCCCUCCUCGACGUACGAGAGUUUUAUCCCAAACGGUCAGACCUGCGAGGUGGCGCACCGUGGGCUGGGCUGGGUGCACCCCCUAAGCUCUGGAAUCUUUGAACAAUACGGGCAAGAAGUGGCGAGUGUGUUCAUUGCACCACGGCAGGUUUCCAUCACGGUUUAUCCAACUGUGGAAUGGUCGAAGCUGGAGUGGAGCUUAAGCUCCUUCAUUGGCCACUACUUGGUGUUCGUCAACGAAUGCGUGCCCGCCGCAAAAGAGUACACGCUCUUGGAGGACGAUCUUGAGAUUCGUGAGGGCGAUUCAGAGGUGCUACAGUGCAUCAAGGAGCUCUUGCGGGAACAGGUUCGCCCCAUGCUGCAGCAGGACGGCGGCGAUGUGAAGCUGUUGAAUUAUAAUGAGAAAACCGGGGUUGUCUCACUCGCCAUGCUUGGGGCCUGCCGCAACUGCCCCUCCUCCGGCGAUACUCUCAAGGACGGCAUUGAGCGAGUCAUGAAGCAUUUUCUGCCUGAGGUGACGGAGGUGGUGGAGGACAAGGGCCAUGCGUUCUACGAGGAGUAUGAAUUGCUGUUUCCUUCCGAGCAGGCGCUUCGACAGGAGGCGGCUCGACUAGACGCGGAGCGCCGCCGGAGGAUUCCCACGAAGUCGACGGCAUCGCUAAUGUCGUUUGACGCCCUUCACGAGCCGGACGGCGACGAGUGA